Molecule: messenger RNA, 936 nt
Organism: Schistocerca gregaria
Lineage: Eukaryota; Metazoa; Arthropoda; Insecta; Orthoptera; Acrididae
Exons: 1
Coding region: 1-936 (311 amino acids)
Biological process (GO): protein import into peroxisome matrix
Cellular component (GO): peroxisomal membrane; cytosol
Molecular function (GO): ATP hydrolysis activity; ATP binding
Source: RefSeq, a predicted model, not a curated record
AUGAAUGCGUGGAAGUCCAACUCUCUCGGCUUUGGGUUGUACAGGAUUCCGAAGGUAAAAUGGGAAGACAUUGGGGGACUUCAAGAGGCCAAGAAAGAAAUUUUGGACACGAUUCAGUUGCCCGUUUUGCACCCUGAAUUGUUUUCCGAGGGCGUACAACAUCGUAGUGGUGUGUUGCUGUACGGUCCUCCGGGAACGGGCAAGACUUUGCUGGCGAAAGCGGUCGCUACGGAGUGUCGGCUCAAUUUCAUUUCGGUCAAGGGGCCCGAAUUGCUGAGCAUGUACAUUGGGUUGUCCGAGAAGAACAUUCGAGACAUUUUUGAACGCGCUUCGAACGCCCAGCCGUGCGUGGUCUUUUUUGACGAGUUGGAUAGCUUGGCGCCCAAGCGUGGGAUUCACGGAGACAGUGGUGGCGUGACGGAUCGGAUUGUGUCUCAGCUGUUGGCGGAGCUGUCCGGGAUUGGCCGGACGAGUCAGAUUUUCGUAAUUGGGGCGACGAACCGUCCGGACUUGAUUGAGCCGUCACUUUUGGUUCCCGGGCGAUUUGACAAGUUGAUUUAUUUAGGUGGGCAUCAAACGGUGGAUCAGCGACUCCACGUUCUUCGUGCACAGACAAAGAACUUUUGUUUAGGGAAAACGGUGGACUUGGUGGAUUUGGCUGAAAAGUGCCCGAGUAAUCUGACUGGUGCCGACAUGUAUGCGCUCUGCUCGAACGCGCUGUAUUUGGCCAUAGGGAGCCGAGUUAGAGAAUACCGGGGCCUGAGUCCAGAAGACUUAGAGGGUCUGAAGGCGGAUUCUUCGCUGUCGGUGAGGGUUGAGCAGCAGCAUUUUAUCUCGGCGCUUGAAAAGUUGGCGCCCAGCAUGACUUUUUCGGAGUUGAAGCGCUACGAUGCCAUCAGAGAGCGGUUCGAGAGCCGGGUCCGGCCGGUGGACUGA